Molecule: messenger RNA, 3251 nt
Organism: Anthonomus grandis grandis
Lineage: Eukaryota; Metazoa; Arthropoda; Insecta; Coleoptera; Curculionidae
Product: discoidin domain-containing receptor 2-like
Exons: 18
Coding region: 448-3033 (861 amino acids)
Biological process (GO): protein phosphorylation; cell surface receptor protein tyrosine kinase signaling pathway; positive regulation of kinase activity
Cellular component (GO): signaling receptor complex
Molecular function (GO): ATP binding; protein tyrosine kinase collagen receptor activity; collagen binding
Source: RefSeq, a predicted model, not a curated record
AAUUUUCAAUAGGUAAUUUCAGAAUUUUAUUUUUAUAUUUUUAGUUUUACAUGGGUAUACAAUAUGCUGGUGUUUGUUGUUUAUUUUUCUGUUCGAGAGUAUAUUUUUUCCCACUGAAAACACUGUGUGUUUUGGCGGCCGAUAAUGUUAGCGCACCGCUAAAUCAUAAUUGUUAAAAUCUAUUAAUCGCGCAUGUACUACACAUAUUUGGUAUAUUCUGGGCACUUUUACCAGCAAGGUAAAAGCAGAGACAAUUGACUAGCAAUCGGGUUAAGAACGACGUGAGUGCCGGAUCUAACAAUUUUACGAAACCUAAAAUAAGGACCUUUUUAAUUAGUAUUUGGUUGUGAGAGCAAGGCUUAUGAAGUUGGUAGUUAUAUAAAGGGACGUCCCUAUCUACAGUGAAGACAGAAGACCAUUGAUGAAUCUUGUCUUCAACCUCUUGGCAUGGAGUCAGGAAAGAUCAGGGACUUCGCCCUAACAGCAAGUACCAGUUAUGACUCAGGGAGUGUUGGGCCAAAGCAUGGAAGGUUAAGAAAUAAUAGACAGGGUGGCGCUUGGUGUCCCAGACACAUGGUAUCUAAAAAUUCUAGGGAGUAUUUAGAAAUAGAUUUGAAAGAGUUGCAUGUUUUAACAGGUAUUAAAACACAAGGCAGAUACGGAAAUGGACAAGGGCAAGAAUAUGCGGAACAAUAUAUGGUUGAAUAUUGGAGGCAGGGAUCGGAAAAGUGGAUCAGGUGGAAGGACAGGAAUGGAAAAGAGUUACUCUCUGGAAAUACGGACACCUUAACAAUUGUUGAACAAACAUUAGAUCCACCACUAAUAUGCUCGAAAGUAAGAAUUUUGCCUUACAGUGACCAUGUGAGGACAGUAUGUAUGAGAGUUGAACUGACUGGGUGUAUAUUUAAAGAUGGUCUAUUAAGUUACAGUAUGCCUCAGGGGACUAAAAGAACAGACAUAGAUUUAAGUGAUAAAACCUUCGAUGGUAUAGAAGAAAACAAUCAACUUAAGCACGGUUUGGGUCAGCUUACAGAUGGCGUGAGAGGAAAAGAUAAUUUUAAAUUAGAUUUGGGAGGAUUUGGUAAAGGUUAUGAAUGGAUCGGUUGGCGAAAUGACACUAACGGAUGGGCUGGUUUACCGUUAGAAAUAUUGUUUGAAUUUGACAAAAUUAGAAAUUUUUCAGCCGCACAUUUAUACACCAAUAAUUUAUUUACAAAGGAUGUACAGGUAUUUUCAAGAGCAAGAAUUUUUUUUAGCCAAAACGGUAAUAAAUUUAACCCGGAGCCAGUACAUUUUUCUUAUAUGCCCGAUUUAGUUAUGGAACAUUCCAGGAAUGUUACCAUUAAACUCCAUCAGAGAAUAGGAAAAUUUUUAAAGAUGCAACUUUACUUUGCCAGCAGAUGGAUUUUACUAAGCGAAAUCACUUUUGAUUCGACUGUCGUAAGCACAAAUUUCUCUUAUGAUGGAGCAACGGAGUUUGAGAGUACUUUGCCAGACUUUAGCAGCAAGGAAUACGCCAUACAAAGGGAUGAAGUGAAAAGUGGGGUUGAUAAAAGUGAUUCUGCACGAAAUGCUAUUCAAUUUCAAGACUCUUUGCCAAGAGGAAAUCGUGGUCCUAGCCAACAAGAAGAGCAUACAAGUUAUAUAGGUUUUAUUAUAGGCAUGUUGAUGGUAACUAUUUUAAUAUUGGCAGCUUCAAUUGCUUUAAUUAUAUUAAGGAAUCAUAGAAACCGAGUUUCAUUGAGCGAUUUGCCAGAAACUGCAAACGAUGGAGAUGAAAAAGUAACAAUAGAUGCGGAAAACAAAGAAAUUUACUCGAACAAUGCUUCCUCGUACUACAGUCAACAAGUGAUUGUUAAAUGUCCAAAUUAUACCGAUCUAGAUCCAAAUAGCUUUCUUAACUUCCAUGGAAUUGACUCACAAUUUGAUAGUUAUAAUAAAGAACCACCCCCAGUGCCGCCCCCACCAGAUGAUUAUUAUUCUGGAAGAGAGAUUAGCGAAAUUUUUUCGAACGAUUUGUCUAUAAGCUCUGAGAUCUCUAACAGGCCCUCGACUCGUCCCCAUCUAAUUCUACCCUUGAGUCUGAACGAGAUGCCAGAUAAUGGUCGUCAAAAAGACAAAACGCAGGAAGAUUUCCAGUUAACGAAAUUCUCUAGUGAAAAAUUACAGAUAAUUGAGAAAAUGGGAAAAGGAAGGUUCGGGGAUUUGCACAUAUGCGAAAUUCGUGACGAUUUUAUUAGAGAUUCGAGUGCAGUUAAUUUCGGAAUCGUUAUGUCUUUGGACAACGUGGCACUUUUGGAAGAAUUUAGGAUCGAAGCACAAUUUCUCCUUAAACUCCAAGAUCCUAAUCAGGCAAAAAUCCUUGGAGGAUCCCUAGACAAUCCACCCUAUUAUAUUAUCAGGGAAUACUCACAAUAUGGCGAUCUGUGUCAGUACUUACAAGAUCAUGUAGCUGAGAGUGCAAGUGCUUUAUCCAGCAAUGCUAGUGUACUAAGUUAUGGUUGCCUUAUAUAUAUGGCAUCACAAGUCGCGUCAGCAAUGAAAUAUUUUGAGGCCAACGGAUACGUUCACAAAGACUUAGCAGCUAGAAACUGUUUGGUGGGCAAAAAUUAUGAAGUAAAAGUGACAGACCUUGGCAAUCAGAGGGAAAUAUACAGCCAGGAUUAUUGUCAAAUAAGCGGUCCUAGUUUUCUACCUUUAAGAUGGAUGGCAUGGGAAAGUGCCCUUCUGGGUUCAUUUUCAAUAAAAAGCGACAUCUGGGCUUUUGCAGUAGUGCUGUGGGAAAUCUUAACUUUUGCGAGGGAACAGCCGUUUGAAUAUUUGACUGACGAUAAGGUUCUGGAAAAUCUGGCUCAAUAUUAUCAAAACAGUGGAAACCAGAUUUUUCUCGACAUACCCCAUAACUGCCCCAAAGAAAUCUACGAUCUAAUGCUCGAAUGUUGGAACCGUAACGAAUCAGACCGACCAACUUUCCGAGAGAUUCACCUCUUCUUGCAAAGAAAAAAUUUAGGUUACAAACCGGAAAUGCACUGACAAAAAAUGUUUAAGGUAAAGCUCUUCAACUGUUAUGACAAUAAUUAUCAAAAGCUAAGUGAUAAAUUAAGAUUACUUGAAAUAUAGAGCUUAUAUAGAAAUAUUAUGACAAACAUGUAUUAUAGAUGUAUGUUUCUUUUUUAAUGUUUAUUAAUACUUAAUAAUAUAAAAGUAGAAAAUAAUAUUUUGAUGGAUAUUAAAAUAAAAGCUUUCUUUUA